AAAAAAAAAAAAAAAAUUAUAGAUUUCUAUACUCGCAUUUUACUCCAUCUUCCUGACAUUCUUCAACUUCUAAGCUAUUUUUGAAUAUCCGAAUGAUUACCAUAAUAAAUACAUAUACAUACACAUAACUAUUAUUACUGAUAUACAAGUAAUAAUACCUCUUUUUUUCCUUCCCUUCCCUUUCCUUUCCUUUCUUUUCUUCUUUCUUUCUUUCUUUUUUUACUAUCUCUUCAAAGGGAAAACGAAACUAGCUUGGCCCAAAAAAAAAAAAAAAAAAUGAAAAAUAUAAUCUUUGCAGUACAAAACUUAAUUUUAACAACAGUUAUAAACAAAGAAAAAUCAUCUAGUUUGUUUCAAAAAAGAUCAACGUCAGGGGGUUCAACGUUUGCUACACAUACAGAACAUACACCUAUAUUUAAUACAAUACAUAUCAUCGUUGCUGUUAUUGGUAUUGUAGUGGCAAUAGCGGUUGCAAUCAUUAUAUUUAUACUAUAUAAACGAAGAAGAAAACAAUCUUAUUUAAAAAGAGAUGUUGAGAAUAAUAGAAUGACGGAAUCUACAGACAUCUCUAUACAACAAACAAUCAUUAACCGAUUUGCCAGUGAUUUUGAUAAUCACGUUGAAGCACCUAAACCAGUAGUAACACAUGUAGAAGAUGUGAGUCCAUUAAUGCAACAAUAUCAAUUACAACUAAAAUUAUUACAACAAGAAAGAGAAAAACAACAGCAUUCGAAUUUAAAGCCAAUUCAACAUCAUACUUCUUCUUCUUCUUCAAGUAAAACUUCAUCUCCGACUUCUUUAUUACCUCCACCACCCUAUCAGCCUUAAUAGUCUUGAAAGAAAGAAAGAAAGAAAAAAAAAAAAAAAAAA
This is a messenger RNA of Cokeromyces recurvatus, 870 nucleotides long. RefSeq lists its product as uncharacterized. The record is from RefSeq and is a predicted model, not a curated record. NCBI's taxonomy places the organism in Eukaryota, Fungi, Mucoromycota, Mucoromycetes, Mucorales, Mucoraceae. The coding region runs from base 277 to 828 and encodes 183 amino acids. The transcript is spliced from 2 exons.